AUGAUACAAUUAAAAGAUAAAGUUGCAUUAGUAACUGGUGGAUCAGCAGGUUUAGGAGCAGCAAUAUGUGAGCAAUUAGCAGCAGAAGGUGUCAACAUAGCAAUAAACUAUUCAAACAACGAACAAAGAGCUCAAGAUUUAUCAAACAAAUUAAAAGAUCAAUAUGGAGUAAAAUCAAUUGUAUUGAAAGCUGAUAUAUUUGAUAUUAAAAAUUUACAUAAAUUAGUUGAUGAAACAGUUGAACAAUUAGGCCAAAUUGAUAUAUUAAUUCUGAAUGCUGGAUGGACUGAGAUAAUCCCUUAUACUGAUUUGGAUGCAAUGACAGAAGAAGUAUGGGAUGGAACUUUUAAUGCAAAUGUAAAAGCUCAUUAUUUUUUAUUCAAAGCAGCAAAACCAUAUUUUGAUUCAAAUAAAGAUGGUGGAACUUUUAUAUCAUCAGCAAGUGUUGCAGGUAGAAUAACAUUUGGUUCAUCAAUUCCUUAUGCAGUAAGUAAAGCAGCUUUAAUUCAUUUGAUUAAAUUUUUAGCUAAAACUCAAUCAAAUAUAAGAAGUCAUGCUGUAUGUCCUGGUUUAUUAUUAACUGAAUGGGGGAAAAAAUUUAGUGAAGAAAAAAUUCAAAAAUCUAUUGAUGCUUCACCAUUAAAAAAAUCUACAGAUAUUGAUGAAUGCGCUUCUGAAUAUAUUCAUUUAUGUAAAUUAUCUAGUUCAACUGGUUCAAUUGUUGCAAUGGAUGCUGGUUUGUCAUUGUAA
This is a messenger RNA of Lodderomyces jiufengensis, 750 nucleotides long. RefSeq names its product SDR family NAD(P)-dependent oxidoreductase. Bases 1 to 750 code for a protein of 249 amino acids. Lineage: Eukaryota; Fungi; Ascomycota; Pichiomycetes; Serinales; Debaryomycetaceae. The transcript has a single exon. Gene Ontology annotation, molecular function: oxidoreductase activity. The record is from RefSeq and is a predicted model, not a curated record.